AUGGCGUACAUCAAAGAGGAGGCGCAGCCAGAGACCCCCUAUAUGAAAGAAGAAGAACAGGAAUAUGAAAUUAUCACGUUUCCAUUGACUGUCAGUGUGAAGAGUGAAGAAGAUAAGGGUCCAAGCCAAGAGAAGAAAUCUAACAAGACACACAAAAACCCACUCUACGGAGAAACCAUUUUCCUGAGCGGUUUGCGAAAAAAAACGUUCUGCUUCCGGUUCACUUCACGGCUUCACGCAACAUUGGCGUAUUCAAGACAGGCUUGCAGCACUUUCGAAAACCCUUCUUCUGACCCAAAGCGCUCCUUACAGGUCUUCUCAUCGGAUAAGCACCGAAACGUCACUGAAAAAAAUCUUCCCUCUGAGAAGCACAACCCCACCCACGUUACACAGGAGAAGGAGUCGGGCAUGUCGUACAUCAAAGAGGAGGCGCAGCAGAAGACCAACUACAUGAAAGAAGAAGAACAGAAAGAUGAAAUCACCACGUUUCCGUUGCCUGUCAGUGUGAAGACUGAAGAAAAUAGAAGUCCAAGCCAAGAGAGCAGCGGAGAAAAACUGGCGAGCAGCAGCUCUUUUCAACACCUGACAACAAAAGAUAUCACUGAAGAUGAUCUUCCCCUUGAGAAGCACAAGCCCACCCACGUUACACGGGAGGAGUCGGAACAGUAUAUCAAAGAGGAGGCGCAGCCAGAGACCAACUACAUGGAAGAAGAACAGAAAGAUGAAAUCACCCCGUUUCCAUUGACUGUCAGUGUGAAGACUGAAGAAGAGGAAGGUCAAAGCAAAGAGAGCAGAGGAGCAAAGCCAGCGAGCGGCAACUCUUUUCAAGACCUGACAAUAAAUGGUGAGGGAUGUUCGCAACCGGACAGCCUGAUAGCGCCACUUUCGGACAGCGACAAUGUAACAUCACACUCUACUGAAACUAAUACUGAUGAGGAGGAUGUUGACUUUGACCCAAAGUCUUCGAAAUCGUCAAAAAAGUCAUUAUUGGAAAAAGACACAAAAGAAUGCACGGGUGGGAAACCUUUUGCCUGCUCACUCUGCGAUAAAAGAUUUUGUCUGAAGAAACAUUUAACAAGACACACGAAUACACACACUCGAGAAAAGCGUUACGUCUGCACAUGUUGUGGUAAAAGAUUCGCAGAAAAGGGAGAACUAAACAAUCACACACGAAUACACACUGGAGAGAAGCCUUUUGCCUGCUCACUUUGCGAUAAAAGAUUUUGUUGGAAGCAACAGUUAACAAUACAUGCAAGAACACACACUGGGGAGAAGCCUUUUGCCUGUUCAAUUUGCGAUAAAAAAUUCUCUCAGAAGGGACAUUUGACAUCACACACAAGAACACACUAGGGCUGUCCCAAACGACUAAUUUUCUCCCGAUUAGUCAGCCGACUAUUUUUACGAUUAGUCGACUAAUCUAAUAAUUAAAAAUAAUAAUAAUAAUGUUGUUUUUGUUUACUAAUUUAGCAAUGAAAUUUUUGUUGACGCUUAUCAAUUCACAAAAAACAUAUUGGAACACUUAAAUUAUUUAUUAAAGUACAAAUAAACACAUAAAUAAUAAUAAAUCACAAAUAAACAAUUAGUUCAAAUGCUGAUAGAAUUUACUAGUGUAGCAUCCCUGAUUGAAAAGGUGGUCUCUUAAACUGAUGGUUUACAACUUUUAUUCCAUCCUUGAUGUAAUCACACUGUAAGAGCUAUGGUGCACACAAAUAAAACAACACAAUAAGAAAUUAACAAAAACUUUUCACCUUUUUCCUUUUAAACCUUAUUUAUAUAUCAGUGAAUUGCCUUUACCUUAAUUUAUUACCUUAUCAUUGACAAUCUCUCCCUUGAGUGCAAUCACUGUAUAUACUGUAUAUAUUUAUGACCUUUUAACCUUAUAUAAUUUUCUAUACCAUAAAAUAAACCAUAACAUGAAAUAAACCUUUCAGUCAGCAUUAAGGACAAUACUAACAGCACUAUGGGCCCAUUGUCAAUGAAACGUUAUUAUUCAGUAAGGCGACAGCACCCUCUGGUGUACAAAAAAAAGAAGAAGAAAAAAAUUACAAACGG
Molecule: messenger RNA, 2052 nt
Organism: Corythoichthys intestinalis (scribbled pipefish)
Lineage: Eukaryota; Metazoa; Chordata; Actinopteri; Syngnathiformes; Syngnathidae
Product: zinc finger protein 771-like
Exons: 5
Coding region: 1-1350 (449 amino acids)
Biological process (GO): regulation of transcription by RNA polymerase II
Molecular function (GO): DNA-binding transcription factor activity, RNA polymerase II-specific; RNA polymerase II cis-regulatory region sequence-specific DNA binding
Source: RefSeq, a predicted model, not a curated record